GUGUGUGUGUGUGUGUGUGUGUGUGUGUGUGUGUGUGUGUGUGUGUGUGUGUGUGUGUGUGUGUGUGUGUGUGUGUGUGUGUGUGUGUGUGUCCUUGUGAGGGUGAAGUGAGGCAGCGCAGCUCGACACACAGCCACAGACAUGAAUCCCCUGCUGAAAUUUCCAGUUCUGGCCCGACGUGCCUUCAGCAGUUCUGCCAGGCAGCUGAAGAACAGAGUCCCCGAAGCCCAGAAAAUCUUCCAGGAAGACAAUGGGUUGCCGGUGCACGUUAAGGGGGGAACCGUGGACGUGAUGAUGUACCGGUUCACCAUGGCGCUAACUAUCGGAGGGACCUUUUACUCAAUGUACUGGCUGCUGUACGCCGCCAUGCCUCACAAGAAAGCGUGAAGAACAUGGCUCCGUCUAUCGCCUGGAGAACAACGCUCGGCUCCGUCUAAUGUUUGUUGUGUGUAAUGAUGUUUAAUUUUAUCACAAGUUGCUCUGCUUUAAUCAGGCAACGAGGAAUACACAGUGGGAAAUAAUGGAACGGUUUUAUUUGGUCUCUCUGUAUCUAAUUACUGUGUUUCUAUUAUUUAAAUAAAGUUAAAGGGACAUA
Eleginops maclovinus (Patagonian blennie) is the source of this 595-nucleotide messenger RNA. RefSeq names its product cytochrome c oxidase subunit 7A2, mitochondrial (gene cox7a1). The coding region runs from base 142 to 387 and encodes 81 amino acids. The record is from RefSeq and is a predicted model, not a curated record. NCBI's taxonomy places the organism in Eukaryota, Metazoa, Chordata, Actinopteri, Perciformes, Eleginopidae. The transcript is spliced from 4 exons. Gene Ontology annotation, biological process: mitochondrial electron transport, cytochrome c to oxygen; regulation of oxidative phosphorylation; mitochondrial respirasome assembly.